Messenger RNA from Thamnophis elegans (Western terrestrial garter snake), 1528 nucleotides. It is a transcript of the gene ATOH8, whose product is annotated as atonal bHLH transcription factor 8. NCBI's taxonomy places the organism in Eukaryota, Metazoa, Chordata, Lepidosauria, Squamata, Natricidae. The transcript is spliced from 3 exons. Bases 40 to 987 code for a protein of 315 amino acids. Gene Ontology annotation, molecular function: protein dimerization activity; DNA-binding transcription factor activity. The record is from RefSeq and is a predicted model, not a curated record.
ACAAACCCAGAUGGCGGGUUGGGCUGGGCGGCCCCCCCAAUGCUGCAGCAGCAGCGGCGGCGGAGGCAGCCAAAGCAGCCGGGGCUUCAGCUGACAGCCUCCCCCGCCCGCCCGCCCGCCCGCGCCGCUUGCGCGAAGCCCGGCUCGCAGCCGCAGCAGCUGUUCGGCCAAGGCGCCGCCAAAGCAGCAGCAGCAGCAGCAGCAGCCGAGUCCGGGGCCAAAGCUCCAGCCCGGCCCAGCGCAGCUCAACCCGGCAUGAAGAACUUGCAGCUGACGGAGGCGGAGACCCGCUGGAAGCGCUUCUGCCUGCAAGAAUUGCGCGGCAUCCAGAAGCUGAAGCGCAGGAGCCGGCCGGGCUGGCGCGGCGGGAGGGGCCGGCCGGGGGUCCCGGAGCACGUGCGCCCGCCUUCCCCGCCACCCCCGGGUUUCCCCCAAGGCGGGCCAGGCGCCGGGGGUCUGCCGGGGGUCGAGGCGCCCUUCCCGGCGGCGCUGCGCUGCCCGGGCUCGUCGCUCUUCCCCGAGGAGGAGGAGGAGGAGGAGGAAGAGGAGGCGGGGUCCGCGGGGGUCCCGGAGAGCCCCCUGCCCGCCCUCCUGCCUUCCCGGGGCUUGUAUAACGGCGGCGGCGGCGAGGGCUCCGCCUCGCCUCGCAAGCGGACAAGCGACCCGGCCGGCGGCGGCGCCGGCUCGGAGAUGAAAGCGCUGCAGCAGACCCGGAGGCUACUGGCCAACGCCCGCGAGAGGACCCGGGUGCACACCAUCAGCGCCGCCUUCGAGGCGCUCCGCAAGCAGGUGCCCUGCUAUUCCUACGGGCAGAAGCUGUCCAAGCUGGCCAUCCUCAGGAUCGCCUGUAACUAUAUCCUCUCCUUGGCCAGGCUGGCCGACCUCGACUACAGUGCCGACCACAGUAACCUGAGCUUCUCCGAAUGCGUGGAGCAGUGCACCCGAACCCUGCAGGCCGAAGGCCGGUCCAAGAAGAGGAAGGAAUGACAACCGGAGGGUGGACUGAGCAGAAGAACGGAGCAGAUGAUUCGUUCCCGUCUUCUCAGAAGCACCCGUGUCCCCAAUGGAGGGAGCAGAAAGCAUCUGUCGUUUGAAGACCGUCUACGGGAACACCCAUUUGGAGAAGAUGGAGACCUUUCCUUCUGCGGUUUUCUUCUGAAGCCCACCUCGUUUUAGUAUCUGUGGAGAAGCUUCUCCCUCUGCUCCGUAGCAAAGACCAGCCCCCAUUGUAAUGACAUUGCAAGUGCCAAAGAGCUGGUUGCGUUUCUGUAUUGCCUCCUCAAAUCCAGAGAUUAUGAUCCAUACAUUCUGUAAAUUUCAGUGGCCAGCCAUAUAAAUCAGGGGUCUGUUGAGAUGUGGAAGAAGUCGUGGUUUCUUUUGGUGGAAUGCACGUUCAAAAUGUGUAGGUCAGGGGUGUGUCACUCCCGGUUCGGUCUGGUUUGACUGAACCGGUGGUGGAAUUCAGGCCUGGGUCACAGAACCGGCAGCGACUCAGGCCUGACACACACACACACACACAAACCAGUUU